Gavia stellata (red-throated loon) is the source of this 1485-nucleotide messenger RNA. It is a transcript of the gene BAIAP2L2, whose product is annotated as BAR/IMD domain containing adaptor protein 2 like 2. Gene Ontology annotation, molecular function: protein binding. The record is from RefSeq and is a predicted model, not a curated record. Gene Ontology annotation, biological process: plasma membrane organization; positive regulation of actin filament polymerization; actin filament bundle assembly. NCBI's taxonomy places the organism in Eukaryota, Metazoa, Chordata, Aves, Gaviiformes, Gaviidae. Gene Ontology annotation, cellular component: cytosol; nucleoplasm. Bases 1 to 1485 code for a protein of 494 amino acids. The transcript has 14 exons.
AUGGACCUGUCCUACAGAUCUACCAUCUCCAUCUAUAAGAGUAUCCUGGAGCAGUUCAACCCCGCGCUGGAGAACCUGGUGUACCUGGGGAACAACUACCUGCGUGCCUUCCAUGCGUUAUCCAAAGCGGCUGAAGUGUAUUUUAAGGCGAUUGAGAAGAUAGGGGAGCAAGCACUGCAGAGCUCCACCUCACAUGUGCUGGGUGAAAUUCUGAUGCAGAUGUCCAACACACAGAGACUCCUGAGCUCUGAUUUGGAAGUCGUGGCUCAGACCUUCCACGUGGACCUGCUGCAGCACAUGGAGAAGAACACCAAAAUGGAUGUGCAGUUCAUCAGUGAAAGCCAGAAGCAGUAUGAGCUGGAGUACCAGCGCAGAGCCACCAACCUGGAUAACUGCAUGGCAGAGCUGUGGAGAAUGGAGAGGGCCCGUGAUAAAAACGUCCGGGAGAUGAAGGAGAAUGUGAUGCGACUGCGCUCGGAGAUGCAGGCAUUCAUCUCUGAGAGUCAGCGGGAGGCUGAGCUGGAGGAGAAACGCCGCUACCGCUUCCUGGCUGAAAAGCACCAGAUGCUCUACAACACUCUCUUCCAGUUUUACAGCAGGGCCCGGGGCAUGAUCCAGACCAAGGCACCGCAGUGGAAGGAGCAGCUGGAGGCCAGCCGCAACCCCUUAAACAGCCACUCUCAGGGGCUUCUUGCAGCCUCCCAUGGCCAGGGGUAUCCAUCAGGCCGGCUCACCCCCACCCACCUCGAGAUGCCCCAGAGACCCCUUGGGGACUUUGCUUCUCCCAUGACUGGGAGUAGAUCCAGCAUCUUCUCUCCAGAGCCUCCAGAAAUGAGACUGUCUCCUCAAGCAGAGCCCCCCAGGCAGCCGCUGCGGAGGUCACCAUCAGCCAGUUUGCUCCCUUCUGGCCGUACCUCCCGUUCGGGUUCCUUUGGCGAGACCAGCAGCGGCAGCGAAGGUAGGAGGAGGAUCGGCACAACCAGAGUGCAGGCUAUUGUGCCGCACGUGACGGGCACCAACCGGACCCUGCUACGGUUUGACCCCAGGGAUAUCAUCACGGUGCUGAUGCCGGAGGUGCAGAACGGCUGGCUGUAUGGCAAGCUGGAGGGCUCAUCCACAUGCGGCUGGUUCCCCGAAGCUUAUGUCAAGCCUCUGGAGGAUGCGAGGGAAAUGGAGGAGCCAGCCACCAGGUCCUUCCCACUGCGAAGCAGUCACAGUAUGGAUGACAUCCUGGACCGUCCCAGCACUCCUUCCUCUAGCAAUUACUGGCCUGGGGCUGCCCAGUCCAGUUUGCUAACCCCACCUCCCCUCUCAGUGGGUGCCAGCAGUCACCAGAGUGGGGUGGCCACCCUGGUCAGUUCUGGCUCCAAGAAAUCAGGAGUAUUUGACCAGCCCCCUGAACUCUUCCCACGAGGUACCAACCCUUUUGCCACAGUCAAGCUGCGUCCCACAGUCACCAAUGACCGCUCGGCACCCAUCAUCUGA